Messenger RNA from Cheilinus undulatus (humphead wrasse), 3377 nucleotides. Its product is annotated as zinc finger protein 43-like. Lineage: Eukaryota; Metazoa; Chordata; Actinopteri; Labriformes; Labridae. Bases 105 to 2915 code for a protein of 936 amino acids. The transcript is spliced from 2 exons. Gene Ontology annotation, molecular function: DNA-binding transcription factor activity; RNA polymerase II cis-regulatory region sequence-specific DNA binding. The record is from RefSeq and is a predicted model, not a curated record. Gene Ontology annotation, biological process: regulation of transcription by RNA polymerase II.
AGCACAGUUAGCGUGUUUGGAUGAUCCAGUGUCCUGCAUGAGUGGAGUUAUCAUGUGAAAGUGUUGACUUUUUCUUCAUUCUCUUACUCUUGGAUGUUUGUAAAAUGUCCGGGCCCCAGGAUCUUUCAGGACUUCCUGAGGAUGUCCACCAGCUUUCAGUGAUUAAAGAAGAGGUUUCUCCUGAGCAGUAUAAGAGGAGCUCCAGUCUGAAACAGGAGGUUAUUGAGCCAAUGCACAUCAAAGAGGAACCAGAGGAACUGUUGAGCUGUCAGGAGGGAGCGCAGCUUCAAGUGUCAGAUGGGGCUGGUAUCGACAUGCUCACGUUUGUUCUUGUCCCUGUAAAGAGUGAAGAUGAGGAAGAGAAACCUCAUUCCUCACAGAUUCAUCAAAAACAGACUGAAUUGGUUGAAACGGGAGUUGAUGGAGAAGACUGUGGAGCACCACAAGCAGCCAGGUAUUUUGACACUGGGAGAGAUUUAAAACCAGAGGCUGAAGUCAAGACUGAAGACUCUCCUGAAGCUGAGACUGAUGACAUUGCUGAUUGGGAGGAGACGAGGGAACAAAAGUCAGGUUUAAACUCAGUGGGAAAGAGCAAAAAUAAGAAAAGAAAGAUGGAUAUGAAUUCAUUUAGCUGCCCAAAGUGUGAUAAAAUAUUUAAUAGAAAGGGUAAUCUCAAAAGACACCUUAUAAGUCACAGUGGAGAGAAACCCUUUAGCUGCUCUGAGUGUGAUAAAAAAUUUAGCCUACAAGGCCUUCUUAAUCAGCAUUUGUUAGUUCACACUGCACAGAAACCCUUCAGCUGCGAUAAGUGUGAUAAAAGAUUUAACAGAAAAGAUCAGCUAAAAAGACAUAUCGCAGUUCACAAUGGAGAGAAACCCUUCAGCUGCCCAAAGUGCGAUAAAAAGUUUAGCCAACAAGGCCAUCUGAAUCAUCAUCAUUUGAGAGUUCACUCGAUGCAGAAACCUUUCAGCUGCCCUACAUGUGAUAAAAAGUUUAGCCAACAGUGUGAUCUGAAUGAGCACAUGUUCGCCCAUGAACUCUUUAGCUGCCCUAAGUGUGAGAAAAAGUUUAGCCAACGACGUUACCUGUCUCAACAUGUGUUAGCAGUUCACACUGCACACAAACUUUUUACCUGUGAUAUGUGUGAUAAAAAGUUUGGCAGAAAAUGUCUUCUGACAAGACACAUGAUAAUGCACACUGGACAGGAACUCUUCAGCUGCGAUAAAUGUGAUAAAAAGUUUAAAAGGAAAUAUCAGCUGUCAAGACAUAUUCUAGUUCACGCUGCACAGAAACAGUUUUGCUGCAAUAAGUGUGAUGAAUCUUUUAGGCGAAAAGAUAAUCUGAGAAGACAUAUGAGAGUUCACGCUGUGCAGAAACCUUUCAGCUGUCCUAAGUGUGAUAAAAAGUUUAGCCAACAAGGCAAGCUGAAUGAACAUAUGUUGUGUCAUACUGUAAUAAAACUCAACUGCACUGAGUGUGAUAAAAGAUUUUUCCGAAAAGACAAUCUGAAAAGGCACAUGAGAAUGCACAAGGCAGACAAAUCCUCUGAAGGAGCAGCUGAAGGCUUUCAUCAAGGAGUUGGGACAAAACACAGGGGAAUCGACUCAACAGAGAAACCCCUCCGCCUUGUGGUAAAAUGUCAUAAAAGUUCGGACAAAAAGUCUUGCCUGACAGCUCAUGAAGUCAAUCACACAGGAGAGAAACUAUUUAGCUGUUCUAAAUGUGAUAAAAUAUUCAAGAGUAAAUCUUAUCUGAUGGUACACAAGGCAACUCACAAAGAGAAACCCUUCAGCUGCUCUCACUGUGAUAAAGGUUUUAACAGAAGGUAUCACCUCAGUAUUCACAUGGCCCAUCACAGAGCCGAAAAACCAUUUCGCUGCAAAGUUUGUGACCAAGUGUUUGCUUGGGAAUAUCAUUUAAGAAGUCACAAGUGUGCUGGCAAUCAGGCUUCAGAGCCUCUUCGAAACCAAACUGAGGUGAAAAGAGAAAAAGAAACAGGAGCUGAUGCAGAGGACUGUGGAGGAUCAGAAGCACACAGGAACUUCGAUCCAGAGAGAGAUUUACAAUUAGAGACUGUGGUCAAGACUGAAGACUCUUCUGAAACGGAUGACAGUGCUGAUUGGGAGGAGACAAGAGGGCACCCUUCACCUUCAAACUCAUUGGACAACAUCAAAAAUAAGAGGACAAAGGUGGUUGAGAAAUCAUUUAGCUGCCCUAAGUGUGAUAAAACAUUUAACAGAAAUGGUAACCUGAAAAGACAUAUGAUAAUUCACACUGGUGAGAACCGCUUCAGCUGUUCUGUAUGUGGAAUGAGAUUUAACUACAAGUAUGCUCUAACACAGCAUAUGAGACACCAUACAGGAGAGAAACGCUAUAUCUGUUCAGAAUGUGGUAAAGGAUUUAACUACAAGUCUUGUCUCACAGCUCAUAUAAACCAUCACACAGGAGAGAAACCAUUUAGCUGCUCUGUGUGUGGUAAGAGUUUUUACCAAAAGAGUAAUCUGACAUCUCAUAUGGUUUAUCAUGCUGGAAAGAAAUCAUUCAGCUGUUCUGUAUGUGGUAAGGGAUUUUACCAUAAGCAUCCUCUGACACAACAUAUGAGACAUCAUACAGGAGAGAAACCUUUUAGCUGCUCUGAGUGUGGCAAGAGAUUUAGGUUCAAGGCUUCUCUCACAGAUCAUAUGAACCACCACGGGGUAAAGAAACUCUUCAGCUGCUCUUACUGUGAUAAAAGAUUUAACAGAACGUAUUAUCUGAAAAUUCACAUGGCACAUCACAGAGGUGAGAAAUUAUUUGCCUGCAAAGUUUGUGACCAAAGGUUUUCUUGGAAUUAUCAGUUAAGAAGUCACAAGUGUGCUGGCAGUCAGGCUUCAGGGCCUCUUCAAAAACAAACUGAGGUGAAAAGAGAAAAAUAAACAGGCCCUGAUGCAGAGGACUGUGGAGGAUCAGAAGCACACAGGAAUUCAGAUCCAGAGAGAUUUACAUCCAGAGACCAAGCCCGAGCCUUGAAGAUUCUUCUAAAUCUGAAACUGCUGACAUUGGUGAUGAUUGGGAGGAGACAAGAGAGCAUCUGCAAUGAUUAAACUUUGAGAACAAUGAAAUUUCUAUUGCUGAUUUGAAACGUUUUUAAAGUGUGAGAUCACUGAGUGUGGUAAUAUGCUGGGGAACUUGACCUAGCCUUGAAGAGACAUAAAAACUUACUUGGAGUGAAACCAUGUGAUAGCUUUACAUCCGGUUCAUCCCCCUGCAGAAUGUAAUCCACUGGUGUCAAACUCAAGGCCCGGGGGCCAAAUUCAGCCUGUGGUGCAGGUAUACCCAGCUCACCAGAUCAUAUGAUAUUUUUAAUAUAACUGGCACACCAGUAUAAAGUCUGCAGA